Molecule: messenger RNA, 8041 nt
Organism: Podarcis muralis (Common wall lizard)
Lineage: Eukaryota; Metazoa; Chordata; Lepidosauria; Squamata; Lacertidae
Source: RefSeq, a predicted model, not a curated record
ACGGUGAGGUGCCACGCCCCUCCUCCCUUCCCAACAAUCCCACCAAAGCAAAUCCAGGACGGCGCAGGGAUCUCUUGUUGUGCCUGUGUGCUGAGGCUGGGACUGUCACUCAUUCUCUGAUCAGCUCAUGAAAGCAGCUAGAUAGCAGCUGGACAAAAAUAAUAUAUAUAUAUAUAUAUAUUAAAAUAUUACACCGUUCCGGGGGGAUUUUUUCCCCACGUCUCCCCCCACCCUUCUUCGCUUUGCACCUGAAUCUCUCGUCUUAACCGGCCCAGGUUCCUAUUUGGAAGAGGAAAAUAUAUAUGCAAGAAAACUUCGUCUCCAUUCGGCAGAUGACAAUGCUUCAAAGCAAGGAUCUCAUCUGGACUUUGCUAUUCAUCGGGACUGCAGUCUCUCUCCAGGUGAACAUUGCUCCAAAUAAAGUGGAGGUGCCUGUUGGAGAGUCCAAAUUCUUCUUGUGUCAAGGUGAAUGCCAAUCCAAAGACAUCUCCUGGUUUGCCCCCAACGGUGAGAAGCUGACGACAAACCAACAGCACAUCUCAGUGGUGCGGACGGAGGAUUCAUCUACUCUCACCAUCUACAAUGUCAACAUAGACGAUGCUGGCAUUUACAAAUGUGUUGUCUCCAGUGAGGAAGGCGAUGUGGAGGCCACACUCAACGUGAAGAUUUUCCAGAAGCUGACUUUCAGGAAUGCUCCCAGUCCACAAGAGUUCAAAGAAGGAGAGGAUGCGGUCAUUGUGUGUGAUGUUGUCUCCUCGCUGCCUCCUGCAGUCAUAUGGAAGCACACGGGCAGAGAUGUUGUUCUUAAAAAAGAUGUUCGGUUUGUUGUGCUGCCCAACAACUACCUACAGAUCAGAGGAAUAAAGAAAACAGAUGAGGGGAUGUACCGGUGUGAAGGAAGGAUCCUGGCUCGUGGAGAGGUUGAUUUCAGAGACAUUCAUGUUAUUGUCAAUGUGCCUCCUACUGUUCGCUCCAAGCAGAGCACUGUGAAUGCCACGGCAAAUCUCAGCCAGUCAGUCAAACUCGUGUGUGAUGCUGACGGCUUUCCAGAGCCAACCAUCAGUUGGACCAAGGAUGGGGAAUCAAUAGAAAGAGGUGAGGAUGAUGAAAAGUACGGCUUCAGUUAUGACGGCUCAGAGCUGACUAUUCGCAAGGUGGAGAAGAACGACGAGGCAGAGUAUCUCUGCAUCGCUGAGAAUAAAGCUGGCGAGCAUGAUGCCACCAUACACCUCAAAGUCUUCGCAAAACCCAAAAUCACCUAUGUGGAGAACAAAACUGCUAUGGAACUGGAAGACCAGAUCACUCUGACCUGUGAAGCUUCUGGAGACCCCAUUCCCUCCAUCACGUGGAGGACCUCUACACGGAACAUCAGUAAUGAAGAGAAGGCUUCAUGGACCCGGCCCGAGAAACAAGAGACCCUGGAUGGGCGCAUUGUGGUGCGCAGCCAUGCGCGGGUAUCUUCUCUGACGCUGAAAGACAUUCAGUACACGGAUGCUGGGGAGUACAUCUGCAUAGCCAGCAACACCAUAGGGCAAGAUUCCCAAGCCAUGCAUCUGGAAGUCCAGUAUGCCCCGAAGCUACAGGGCCCUGUUGCUGUUUACACUUGGGAAGGCAACCAGGUGAACAUCACCUGUGAGGUGUUUGCGUACCCAAGCGCUGUCAUCUCCUGGUUCCGAGAUGGGCAGCUGCUGCCAAGCUCCAACUAUAGCAACAUUAGGAUCUACAACACUCCAACUGCCAGUUACCUAGAGGUGACACCAGACUCGGAAAAUGAUUUUGGAAACUACAACUGCACAGCAGUCAACCGGAUUGGUCAGGAGUCCUCAGAGUUCAUCCUUGUACAAGCAGAUACACCAUCUGCACCUUCCAUUGAGAGAGUCGAACCCUACUCAAGCACAGCCCAAGUGGAAUUUGAUGAACCUGAGGCUACCGGCGGAGUUCCCAUCCUCCGGUACAAGGCAGAGUGGCGAGCGCGGGGAGAGGAAGACUGGCACUCCAGGAUGUACGAUGCUAAGGAAGCCAACAUGGAGGGUGUGUUCACUGUGAUGGGCUUGAAGCCAGAGACAAGGUAUGCCAUCCGACUGACUGCCAUCAAUGGCAAAGGCGCAGGCGAAAUCAGUUCUCCCUCCGAGUUCAAGACACAGCCAGUUCAAGGUGAGCCCAGCGCACCCAAGCUGGAAGGCCAGAUGGGAGAAGAUGGAAACUCCUUUAAAGUGAAUCUCAUCAAGCAAGAUGAUGGAGGCUCCCCCAUUCGGCACUAUCUCAUCAAAUACAGAGUUAAGCAUUCCGCUGAAUGGAAACCUGAGAUGCGUCUUCCUUCAAGCAGUGACCAUGUCAUACUCAAGGCUCUGGACUGGAACGCUGAAUACGAGGUCUAUGUGAUUGCGGAGAACCAGCAAGGGAAAUCCAAGCCUGCGCAUUAUGCCUUCAGGACUUCAGCGCAGCCAACCAUCAUCCCAGCUAGCACAAGCCCUACUGCAGGACUGGGCACUGCGGCCAUUGUGGGCAUCCUCAUUGUGGUCUUUGUCCUCCUGCUGGUGGCUGUGGACGUCACCUGCUACUUCUUGAACAAGUGUGGCCUCCUGAUGUGCAUCGCAGUCAACCUGUGUGGCAAAUCCGGUCCUGGGGCAAAAGGCAAGGACAUGGAAGAGGGCAAGGCUGCCUUCUCGAAAGAUGAAUCAAAAGAGCCCAUUGUGGAAGUGCGGACAGAGGAGGAACGGACCCCGAACCACGACGGAGGGAAACACACGGAACCUAAUGAAACCACGCCGCUAACGGAGCCAGAGAAAACCCCCGUAGAUGAAAAGUCUGCAAUUCAAGCCACAGAAGCCAAGACAGCCCCCGCAGCAGAAGUCAAGACGGUACCCAAUGAAGCCACACAAACAAAUGAAAACGAGAGCAAAGCAUGAUGGGCAACUGAGCCGAAACAAAACAAAACAAAAAAAUUUAAAAAAUUGACAGAACAAACAACUUCACCUGAGCAUUUAAAACACACAACACACAUCUCAUCCCUCUAAUGUCUUUGCCUUUUUUAAAAAGAAAACAGACAAAAAAAAUGCAUACAAUGGGGGAAUUGUGGUGGGUUCUUUUUUUUUUUUUAGGUUUGUAGGAAGAAUUUUAUUUUAUGUGCACUUGCUUUUAAGAAACGAAAUGUUUUACUUCUUUGUCUUCUACAAGGAUAAGCCCAUAACCCCACUAGGAUACCAGGGCCCUUGCGAAAUAUCCAUGCAGAGUUAACAAAACAAAAAACCCAACUGCAGCAUGUUUAGGAGAUUCAGAACAGAAUUAGGAAGCCAGACUUGGCUCUGCCAGGCUGAGCAGACUGGGGUGGCCAGUCGCAGAUCGUUUAUUUUUAUACUUUUCAGCCGAGUUGAGAAAAACCUGUAAACUCUUUGAAGUAAGUUAUCUCCUCCCCAUUUUAUUUUUAUUUGGUUCACUUUGAAUUCGUCCUGUACGCAAAGUGUGUUUGCCCUUCCUGACUGAAUUCUGUUCUCCUUUCUAAAGGGGCAAUCCCCCAUCAGUGUCUGUUGCGCAGAGCCCUCUGGAACAAACGGGAAGUGUGCAGGGUACCCGUGGAUGUUCAUUUAAAUAGGGCUUGCGUGGAAGACGUUUUUGGCCGAUUGCGCCCCCUUUUGGUACAGGUGAUAAUUCCAACAUGUUUCAUUUUAGGAAGAAUGCCUUUGGGCAGUUUUGGAGUUUAUCUUUCAAAGUGCAGUAUUCCUUGUUUUGUUUUUUUAAUUUGGUUUUGCCAACUUUAUUUUCUUCCAGUGUUUACAGUCGACAAAACGUUUUUUAAAACUUUUGUUGUGUUUAAAUGUCUAUGUAAAAUAGCUGCCUUUUUUUAAAGAGAGAUUGCGAGAAAGAGAGAGAGAGACUGAGAGAGAGAGAGAGAAAGUAAAAACAGGCUAUAUAGAUAGUAGGUUGAUCAGCAUGCUUGCUUUGCAAAGGGAGACAUUUUGAAAUAAUGGAUGUUUACAGUAGGUGUUUCCCCUUUUGUCUUUUCUUUCUUUUUUAAUUAUUAUCAUUUUUUUAUUUCUUACUGGAGUAAGAAAAAUAAGCAAACCCUUACCCUUUUCCUCCGUUUUAUACAAAUGGGCCACGUAAAGUCCAAUCAGUGUCCUGCUUCAGGGCACCCUACUGAUGAGCAUGAGUUUAACUUUAAGUGUGUGAAUAGGGGAGUGAAGUUCUGAAAAGCAUCAGCACAAUAUCUGCAAUUUAGGACACUGGGAAAGGUGGCUUUGUUGGUGCACGGUCCAAGUAUAGCUGGUUAGGGUGUAAGAAGUGUAAGUCAUUCCAUCUUCAGGAAUGAAUAUCUUGUGCUGCAAACCUGAGUCUCAAAAAUGCUUCCUCUCAAACGAAUAGGUUAGAAUUUGCUUUUGAUGGAAAUCAUAUUUCCAAGGUGUUUUUCGGACCAGGCUGCUGGGCCACGAUGGUUCAGCUCCAGGCAGCUCCAAAUCUCUCGCUAGGAUCAAAUCUCAAGGUCAGAAUGGUUCCCCAUUUGCUUUGAUUGGCUGAAGAUUUGAUAGGUUCAUGGCUCCCCCUCUGCUUUGAUUGGCUUAGUCCAAUUUGACAGGGUCCACCCCAAUUCUUGUCCAUGGAAUAUGAGACCUUUAAUGUCCAAAGCUUCAUUGCAUUACACAUGUGUCCAAAGGCUUAAAUGUGUAGUGCAAGAUUGGAGGAUCUAUUAUGUGCAAAGCUGUUCGCUUUUGAACACGUUACCCCUUUGAGAGAAAAGUCACUGGCUUGAACUUAAGCACUUGCUCAGUGGUGGUGUGGAGUCAGGGUCAAAACUGAAUACAGGAAGUAAGUUAUUUUUUCUUUUUCUUAUUCUAAGGCAUUAUCUCCCCUUUCCUCUCCAGGAAUCCCCCCCUAAGGUUAGUUAAGCCAAAGGGGAGGUUGUAUAGUUAAGGGCGGGUCUCAGAAGGUAAGUUUUAAAAAUUACCCACUCUCCCUCCUUAUUUAAGAUAUAUUGCUGCAGAUAUGGCUUCCUUUCAGCCUACACAAUGUUUAAAAUGUAGUGAAGCUCACCACUUAAGGGAGUUUGGCAUAAUUUUGGAGAGGAGGCAAGGUGGAGGUAAUCUACUAAGUACCAUUGCUGUGCAAUCCUGAUUCAAAAAGCCCAUUGAAAGGAAUUCAGUUUCCAUAAUCACACCCUGAUCCAACACUUCAUAUGGCUCUGAUGCACUCAAAAAACUCCAUAAAAGCGAAGGGUAUCCCAUUCAGUUCAGCUGAAUGCAACAGAGGGUGUACCCUUGAGAGCUUUCGAAGAUAAUGAAAUGAUCAGGAUCCUGGUCUCUACACAUGCAACAAAAUAUAUGGAUGGAGGCAGUCUUUUAUCCAUUUCUGGCAAAAGUCACCAAUGGUCUGCUGGAAAAAUAGGACCCCCCCCCAUCCUCCAGUUGCUGAUUCUACAAAGUUGUUAGGAAAUAUCCAAGGGUUUUUGUUGUUAUUUUUAAGAGAGAGAGAGAGAAAAUGCAUCAAAUAAUCUGAUCUGGGAGGUUUGAUCUGAUAUUUGAUUUCUGAAGCACUUAACGAUCUUCUUAACUUUUCUUACCUGAAUAUUCAUGGUCAGCAUUGUUGCCCCAUUGCUCACAUACCACGGUAUGAAACUUGGGUCCCUCCUGUUCUAUUCAGGAUCACACCCAGAAUUUACAGAGUUCAUGCAGUGGUCUUGUGCUUAAAGUUGUGACUUCACUGCUUUUAAAAAUAAAUAAAUGUACAAACAGGGAUGUGGGUAAAAGGAUGUAGAGGUGAAGGAGACCAGCCCUUUGUAUAGAACCAUCUUUUUUUCCAUUUUUUAAAAAAGAAUUUCAUUAGAUCUGCAAGCUUGUGCACUGUGGGUGCGUGAAUAUCUUAGUGUGAAAUGUGUUUUUUGUCAUAGUAUCAAAAAAUUUAAAAUCGGAAAGAAAGAAAACCUUCCACAUCGUUUGGGUGUGGAAGGUGUAGCGGGAAUAGUGCGGGGUGAUCGAGAAAAAAUCCAAAUGAUGAAACCCCAAUUUCAGGAUACAUAAAACGAAGAGAAUACAACUGUUCUGGACUGAAGAAAAGUAGCCUUGAAAUCAAGAUUUCCACAACCUAGUUCCCUCCAGAUAUUUUUGGGCUACAAUUCCCAUCAUCCUUGUAUGGGGCUGAUGGGAAUAAAGAGCCCAAACCUUUUGGAGGCCACCGGGCUGGGAAAGGUUGCUUUAAAUAUAUAUAUAUCUAUAACCUGCAAAAUUGAAUGUGAUCUAUAGCAUUCCUUUGCGCUAAGGUCAAUGGGGGGGGCAAAGGAAGGGAGGGAGGAGGUGGCAGUGGGGGGAGACUGCAGUCCGGCCUAAGCAAAAUGAAGCCACGCCUUUUGAUAUAAUAAUCUCAUGUGCGCAGUCCGUCAAUGUGGCAUCUCUCAGUUAUCAUUCCCAACUGUGAAAAACCAAGAGUCUUUGUCAUUUUGCUAAAUGUGGGGGCAGGGUGGGGGCUGCUUUCUUGUUGUUUUUGUUUUUUCUCUUCAGCUCAUGGGGGUGGAAAUGGAGGCUGCCUUUAUAUCGAUGUGCGCGCACCCAGCGCCUGUGGCCUCCGAGCCUCUGCUGUGUGCCUGGGUGGGGGACUUGUUUAUAAAGGUAUAAAGUGGGGAGGGGAACUCUAGCCCUUCGAGGAAUUUAUUUUGUUAAAGGGUGUAAAUAUACUACCCCCCCCCCAUAAUGUUCUCACAUGGACUUUUUUUCCUCCCCAGAGGGAAAUGAAUGGGCAGGGAUUUAUUGUUCGGAAGAUAGCAAGAAUGGCGUUCCUUAGUCCCUGAAGGUCGGCCGUUGUGAGGGCCUGCAAAAUACUGUCGCCAACCAACUCUUGCCUCAUACCUCAUAUGUUAUAUUUCCCACUAAGCGACGAGUAGCUAACGGGAGGCUUAUGCUACCAUAAUCUGCCAAUAGCCUCUCCCAGUGGGGCCCACACAGGCAAAGUGUGCCGUAUGAUCCUGUGGGAACAUAAAUCUUUCAAAGCUUGGCUAGGGUAGCCUUGCUGUGGGCGAGCAUUUUUCAAGCCUGGCUGCCAUCUUGAGGCCUGAGCUGAAGCCCAGUUGACAUCCCUGGAAAGAUUCCUGUGGCUUUCAAAGGGCUUUGAUGUCAGCUGAGCCUUCCUGAGCAAGAGCAAAGCCUCACAAAUUCCCUCACGAACCGACCAAGAUGGCCGCCAUUUUUGCCCUCUUUCCCCUCACCAGGCAGGCAUUUCUCAGCAUGGUUGCCAUGGCGGCCGGAGACCACGGCUGCUUCAUUAAGAGCUCUUUGGCAGGGGAGCGUUUCCACUUUGCAUCGGCAGCCCUCCUUCCUGUCCCAGAGCUCUCGGUGAAGCAGACUUUUAUGUCUUGGUGAGGGGAAUGGCAUUCAAUAUCUCUCUGCCUAUUCCCUCUUGCCAAUAUGUUGUUCGUUCCUCCUUUGGCAGCGAAAGAGUUUUGUUUUAAAUUUAGAAGCAACAUUCUCUCUUAUGAAUUUUUAAAGGUGUCUUCACAUUAAUUUUAUUUUUAUACCUGUUUAUUUUAUUUUUCGAGCAGACACAGACCUUUGAAUAGGGACCAACAAUACACUGUUUACGAUGUGCAUAUUUAUAUAUGUAUGCGUCAUACAUAUAUAUCUAUAUAACCACCCAGCUUCUCGUAGUACGGUAAACAUGUAUUUCAUGCAAUGUAUUAGGAAAAAAUAGCACAUUUUCUUGCUUGAGUUUUACCAUGGAGUCUUUUUUUUAAACAACAACAACUGUGUGGGUUUUAUUUUAUUUCUCCCCCUUUUUCUGUGGAUGUCUUCAGACCCCUGGGGGUUCACUUAGGCAAUGGUGAUAGUGGUUCUCAGUCCUCCAUUCACAUCCCUACCCAGCAUUCCCUGUUUUAGGGGCCUUCUCUCUUGUUAUAAAAAACAAAACAAAAGACAAAAAACUUUUUACCGAGUGAAACAUGGAAUACCACCUUUAUUUCCAUUCUCACCAAUGUAAAUACUGAUACUAACGGAGAAUUUUGACUUUGCAUUCUGUCAGAAUACUUGUGUUCAAAUAAAAAUUACCAAAAAAAAAGUUUUUA